AUGCUGACGAAAGUGCUCGUGCUCUGCCUCCUGCUCGCCAUCGCCUUUGCCUUCACUGAGCAUCAGGAACAGGCCGGGCUUGACCAGGAGCGCGAUCAGCGAUCCGCUGAAUUCGCCGAUGGAGAGAAGACGCUGAUCCGUAAUCGCCGUCAAUGGGGAUGGGGUGGCAUGGGAUACGGAAUGGGCAUGUACCGCCCGUACGGCAUGAUGGGCAUGUACCGCCCGUGGGGAAUCCUAGUCCACGCGGCGGCUGAGUCUAACAAUGCCCAAGCUACGCCAUUAAAAUUCUUCUUUCUAAAUGGCAACAAGAAAACGUCGAUGAUUGGGAAUGAUCUGCUCGCCAUCGGGCUCGCCUCGAUUCACCACGAAAAGACGUGCCCGGAAUUGACGGGCCGGGUCACUGGCACGGCAAUUAAAGUCAUCGAUAUCAUGAAAAGCGCGACGGAACUCUGGGAAACGUUACGAAUCGGGAUUGCCGAAGUGACGACAACCGAUUUCAAAGCGAUCUCAAUCUGGAUUUCCGGCCCCACCCCACUCAAAAGCGAGAAGCUUUUCCUGGAGCUCGACACGCAGGGCCUGGGCGGUCUUCCAGCCUCCUGCCACGGGCACGGGAUGCAGGUUGCGGAUUAUGUCGACAGAGCCUGGAAGCAGACUCGGGAUGCAUUGACGACCAAGCUAAAAGAGCUCGCCAAGACACACCAGGAUGGCUACGAUCUGGUGCUGCAAGGACACUCAAUUGGGGGUUGCCUUGCCCAACUCUUUGCCGUCUGGGCGGUCGAGCAAAAAAUCUGGCCGAACAAGAAUGUGCACACCGCAUUGGGGGUGGCGGUCAGGUUCUACGAGCUGGGUGAUGUCGAAAUGGAGCAUCCCCCGCUGAACGGGGAAUAUAAGGAAGUGACGCCCAUCUACCAAGCAACUCCGGCAGGGUAUUAUCAUUCUGGGAAAGCGGCCAUCAUCGACCAGCUCGGCUACACCAAUACAUAUUGUGAUGAAGAAGACGCUCUUUGUGCUCAAAAGGUAAAAGACGACGGCGGGAACCCGCAUCGUUUCGAGGGUCGCGGGAAGGUACUUUCGGGGGAAGACUGCUUCGUCAAGAAG
This is a messenger RNA of Mesorhabditis spiculigera, 1098 nucleotides long. The record is from the annotation of a GenBank genome assembly. Lineage: Eukaryota; Metazoa; Nematoda; Chromadorea; Rhabditida; Rhabditidae.